Paramecium tetraurelia is the source of this 426-nucleotide messenger RNA. RefSeq lists its product as uncharacterized. Lineage: Eukaryota; Ciliophora; Oligohymenophorea; Peniculida; Parameciidae. The transcript has a single exon. The record is from RefSeq and is a predicted model, not a curated record.
AUGGAAUAAUUUUAAUUGGCAUCGGCAAUAUUUUUGAAGGAAUUUUUGAAACUAGUUGAUAUAUAGAAUUUGAAUCUAGAAAGCAUAGAUGAGCAUAUAGAGUAUUUGAAGUCCCAAAUUUUAUUGGAUCAGGAGUCCGAUGAACAGAUAAAAAUGGAGUAGAACUGCAAUCCCUAAGUGGAAUAUCCUGAAUUCGAACACCACAUGCGAUAGAAAACAAAAAAAAAACAUUCAAACAAAGAGAGGAGUAAUGGUGACAAGUAUUUCAAUUGUUCAAAAUGUAGCAAGAAAUUUAAUCAUCCCUCAAGUUUAUCUAGACAUAAGAAGAAUCAACAUAAAAUCGUAAAGAAAGACAAGUUUGAAUUGAACCAGCUUCAAUCCCAGCAACAGGAAGUUGUCAUUAAUUUGAUGGAUCUCGACAUUUGA